Solanum dulcamara is the source of this 1002-nucleotide messenger RNA. RefSeq lists its product as uncharacterized. The coding region runs from base 435 to 956 and encodes 173 amino acids. NCBI's taxonomy places the organism in Eukaryota, Viridiplantae, Streptophyta, Magnoliopsida, Solanales, Solanaceae. The transcript has a single exon. The record is from RefSeq and is a predicted model, not a curated record.
GUUUCCUAUAACCGUUUAUCCUCUAGGUUUAGAUCUAUGGUUUCUCUCUUGACUCUGUCUCUAUACCCAAAAUACUAAUGGAGGUAUUGGGUCAUCAUGUAUGAUCUAUUGCAAUGCUUGAAGAUAUACAUGUCUUAUAGGAAGUCACACGUGGGAUUGGUGGAUUUACCAAAAGGAAAAAACCAGUGAGAUGUCAAUAGGUCUUCACAGUUAAAGUUAAUCAACUUGGUUUUGUGGCAAGACUUAAGGUCAGACUUGUGGAUAAAGGGUAUGAUCAAACUUAUGGGGUGGAUUAGUCAGACACCUUCUCCCUGAUUGCCAAACUCACUUUCGUUUGCUUGUUCAUUUCUCUAGCUACUUCAGAGAAUCGACCUUUGCAUCAAUUAGAUAUCAAGAAUGUGUUUCUUCACGGUGAUCUUCAAAAGGAAGUGUAUAUGAAGCAACCACUCGAUUUUGUUGCUCAAGGGAAGUAUGGGAAAGUAUGGCAUUUGAAGAAGUCUUUGAAUGGCUUGAAGCAAAGUCCUCGAGCUUGCUUUGGCAAGUUCCUUGAGGUAGUUCAGGAUUUUGGGCUGAAAAAUGAGAAAAUGGGAUCUCUCAAUCCUCUACCGACAAUUAGCAGCAGGCACUAUCCUCCUUGUUUAUACAUUGAUGACAUUGUCAUCACACAAAGUGAUUACGCGGGGAUCUCUUCCCUCAAGUCAUUCAGCAUACCUACUUACACAAAUUGGAAAUUGGCAGCCAAACACUGCAAUACUCUAAUGGUUCUCAAUGCACAUCUUAUGAAAGAUAAAGGCAAUCCUUUUGAUGAUCCAGAGAGGUGUAGGAGGUUAGUUGGAAAGAUAAAACCUCACUUGACUCGUCCAAAUAUUGCUUUCACGGUAACUGUUGUUAGCCAGUUCAUGUACGAGCCUACGGUCAAACAUUGGACAACUUUGAAACAGUCCUAUGUUCCUUGAAAGGAACUCUUGGACUUGACAUAUUGUAUAACAAUCACGAUCAUAG